Molecule: messenger RNA, 2088 nt
Organism: Taeniopygia guttata (zebra finch)
Lineage: Eukaryota; Metazoa; Chordata; Aves; Passeriformes; Estrildidae
Gene: UBE2A
Product: ubiquitin conjugating enzyme E2 A
Source: RefSeq, a predicted model, not a curated record
GUUGGUGCCGCCCCCGGCACCGCCCCCGCCGCGGUGGUAGAGGCUGGGCCGGGGGCUCAGCCACAUCCGGCUCCGCCCCCCUCUCCCUGCGCCGUUGGUACAUCCCGGCACCGUCCGGCUGCCGGCGCAGGAGUCGGUGCAGCCCAGGCUCCCCCCCCCCCCCCCCGCGCCCGCCGUAGUGGUAGAGGCCGCGAUCGCUCCUGUCCGUCAGCGCCGCCGCCGCCGCCUCAGUCGGAGCUCGAACCUCAGCCGCGCCCGGCGCUCCCUCCGGCAGUGUAUGCCUGAGCUAUAACCCUCAGCCCGUCAUGUCCACUCCGGCCCGUAGGCGCCUCAUGCGGGACUUCAAGAGGCUGCAGGAGGAUCCCCCGGCCGGGGUGAGCGGGGCCCCCUCUGAGAACAACAUCAUGGUGUGGAACGCCGUCAUCUUCGGGCCCGAGGGGACGCCUUUCGAGGACGGAACUUUCAAACUUACAAUAGAAUUCACAGAAGAAUACCCAAAUAAGCCACCUACUGUCAGAUUUGUCUCUAAAAUGUUUCAUCCAAAUGUCUAUGCAGAUGGUAGUAUAUGUCUGGAUAUCCUUCAGAAUCGCUGGAGCCCCACUUAUGAUGUCUCCUCCAUCCUAACAUCCAUACAGUCCCUAUUGGAUGAGCCAAAUCCGAACAGUCCAGCAAACAGCCAGGCAGCUCAGCUAUACCAAGAGAAUAAGCGGGAAUAUGAAAAACGGGUUUCUGCAAUAGUAGAACAGAGCUGGCGUGACUGUUGACCCAGGAUGAUGCAAAUGAACACUCUGUUGAUGAGGAAAAUAAACAAAGUGUCCGAGUCAUCUUUUUCCUCCUAGCAUUUACUUUGCAAGCAAAAUAGCUGUUGUGCUGUUGCCACCCUCCCUUGCUGAAGCUUCUUCUCCUUGGACAUCAGAACGCACUCACUUUGAAGUCAAACAUUCUGUACUUGGGUUACUUGCAAAAGAGUUACUGAUGCUGAAUUCAUUUCCUGUGGUCCCUCUCCAGUCUUAGGGCAGUAUUGUGCAUUUCUGUAGUGUACACUAAGCUUUUAAUUGUAAUUGUGUUAUACACAGUGAUGCUUAUGUGUAGCUUGAUAAAAGGGAUGUUUAUAUACAUACACAUUUUUUAACUGAUAUUAACUAAAGUGCUGAUGUGUCCGGGCUGGUCACUUACCUCUACUAUUGGUUUAGACCCCACUGCAUUUCUAAGUACUGAGUGAAGAAAUCAUCUUUUGUUUCCCUUUUGUAUUGGUUUAUCCAGUCCUUUACUCAUGUAAAAAAAAUCAACUCUUUGAUUGAUUCUAAUUCAAAGAUUUAAUAAGACCCUGGAAUGGUUGUUAUUUCUGCACUUCACAUGCAAGAUUUAUGUACAGAUCUACAUAAAUCACUACAGCUGUGGUACUUGGAUCUUUGCUGAGGGUGAGAAACAAGCUAGUUUUUUUUUUUUUUUUAAUUACUGUUUUAAAGGAUAUGGCUACAGAAACUGUCAGUAGGUUUCUAUAGUCCUGUCACUGAGGCAUUACUGGACAAAACCAGGCAGAGCUGUGGUACUCAGCAAAAGGCCUUCCACAUUAAGGAAGAGGUAAAACCUGACCUGUUCCAGCGAUGGAAUUACUCUCCUUUGGUGUCUUUUUCCUGCCCCUUAUCUUUAGCUGAGAAAGAUAAAUUGUUUGGGAUCUAACUUUGUCUUGUGGAAAGUUUGAAUUAAGUCCAGGGUAGGCACUCGAGUCUCUGCAGUUUCUGCUCUUUGUAGAUGACAGCGUGGUUUGUGUGAGCUACUGCUGCAUGCUUGAGUUCGUUCCCUUCAGUUUUAUGGAAGUAUUUUUUCAAUUCUGAAAAAAAAACAUUUGUAAGUCCAGUCACUUUUUUUGUAAGGCAAGUUUGUACCUUUGGAUACAGAACCUUAAGCAGCAGUGUGGGAUGGAACCUGCAAUUGUGUUGUCCACUGUUCCAGUGUCUUUUGUGUGCACAUUGGUCUGUUAGUUGAAAAGUAUAACUUUGCACAAGUAACCCAUGUAAGAAACUGUACAUUUUUCAAAAGUUGUAAAUAAAGUGUAACCUUAGUGCUUAUUGUAUAAAUAGGCAA